Cryptomeria japonica (Japanese cedar) is the source of this 2791-nucleotide messenger RNA. RefSeq names its product bZIP transcription factor TRAB1. The record is from RefSeq and is a predicted model, not a curated record. Gene Ontology annotation, biological process: positive regulation of DNA-templated transcription. NCBI's taxonomy places the organism in Eukaryota, Viridiplantae, Streptophyta, Pinopsida, Cupressales, Cupressaceae. The coding region runs from base 625 to 2082 and encodes 485 amino acids. Gene Ontology annotation, molecular function: DNA-binding transcription factor activity. The transcript is spliced from 6 exons. Gene Ontology annotation, cellular component: nucleus.
AGGGAGGUUUACAAUUUAAGGGCGGACGGGGUGGGGGAGGGGGUUAAAGAUCUGUAGGUCGGGAGGUCGAAUCCCGGAGAGGAAGGUUGGAAAAGAAAUGAGAGAUACUGCAGCUGUUGUUUUGUGGUGACUCGUGGCGGUGGUACCUGAGAUACACUUGGCGGGUUGGGAAAUAAUGUUUGUGGAGAAGGGGAAAAUUGCAUGUGGGAAAGUGAAGGCGUUGCUGCUGCCUUGGAGUUUACUGUGAGAAGGGCUGGCUAUGGAUUUUUGUUCUUCUCCGAUUUUGUUCGAAUCUUUCUUUGCUGUUAUGGCUUCUCGCGGGUUUGCGGUUGUUUUGAGGCUUCAGAAUUGAAAGGAUUUCUGUAACGUUUUUAAUCUGUGCAUACAAGGCGUUAAGAAACAUAUCUGAGUAGAGAUCUUUGCAUUCUGCCGAUCUGCCGUCAGCAAAUUUGAUUUUGUGGCGUUUCAUAGGGGCGAGUUUUUUUAUGUGACGCUGCAGUUGCUGAUUCAGAUCUCGUACGUUUUCCAGGCAUUUUACUCUGAAGAACGGAUUGUAAUUGCAUAUUGAAUUAGAGUUGUUGAGUAGUUUAGAGAUACGUCAGAGCUUUGGAUUGUUAUCAUACGAUGGGAUCUCAGACUGAAUCACGUAUGAUGGUGUCUCAUAACUCAAUCCCACCUUGUUCCCUUCCUGGUGGAGGGAAGAUGGGAGGGUAUCCAUUGGCUAGACAGACGUCCAUAUAUACCUUGACCUUGGAUGAGUUUCAGAACACUCUUGGGGAGCCAGGGAAGAAUUUUGGGUCGAUGAAUAUGGAUGAGUUUCUUAAGAACAUCUGGACUGCAGAGGAAAGCCAGGCAAUGGCUGCGGCCAUGGGGGCAGCAGCGGAGGGGGGAAAUGGGGGUAGUCUUCCUAGGCAAGCUAGUUUGCAGAGACAGGGCUCUUUGACUCUGCCCAGAACUUUGAGUAGGAAAACAGUGGAUGAUGUUUGGAGGGAAAUUCACAAGGAGAACACAGAAGGGAAUGGCAGUGGGCCGCCAGCGCAGCCAAGGCAAGUUACGUUUGGAGAGAUGACUUUGGAGGAUUUCUUGGUCAAGGCAGGGGUUGUAAGAGAAGAGGCAGAGCAUGGAUGUGGUCAGCAGCCGUUUGGGUCCUUUCGAAAUGGGUUGGAUGGGGAGUAUGGGGCAAAUUUAGCAGAAAGGAAUGGUGGAGAUAGAAUGGGCAUCGGUAAUUCUCUUGGGCUUGGGUUUCAUGAGAGAGGGUCUAGGAAUGGAGAAGUGGGUAAUAAUAAAGGAGGGGCAGGAGGCAUACCAGGACUUUCUCUGUCUCCAACAAAUGUUCUUUCUACUCAUACUCCAAUGGAAGGAAUGAAUCUUGAUGCCUUCAAGCAUCAGCAGCAUCCUGAUUGGCUUAAUAAUCAUUACAGGAAUGCAACUGCAGCUGUUCUUGCUCAGCAGCAGCAACAACAGCAGCAUCAACUUCUACACCAUCAAGCUGCUGCAGAGGCUGUUUAUAGUGCAAAAAGAGCCGGUGGAAAUACACAAUUAAUGGCUCAAGGGGGUCUUGGAGGAGGAGUUGGACUAGGAGGUGGAAUGGGGAAUGGUGCUCUGUCAGCAGGAUUGGGAGCAGUUGGGGGUCUUGGGGGUGGAUUGGGUGGUGGUUUUGGACCUCAAUCACUUGCACUGGCAGCUGGAUCACCCGCAAGUCCUCUUUCAUCAGAUGGUGUUGGCCCAAGCCAUGUGGAUAACAGUACAAUAUCACCCAUGCCAUAUGGAGGAUUGGAUAUGGGGUUUAGAGGACGGAAAAGAGGCUUGGAAGGGCCAGUUGAGAAAGUUGUUGAAAGACGACAAAGGCGGAUGAUAAAAAAUAGAGAGUCAGCUGCUAGAUCUCGAGCUCGUAAACAGGCUUAUACUGUAGAGUUAGAAGCUGAAGUAACUCAACUCAAAGAAGAGAACAUGAAAUUGAGAAAGCGACAGGAGGAAAUGGAAGAACGGCGUAAAAAGCAGAUUCUUGAGAUGAUGGCUCCCAUGGCACAACCGGGAACCAGAAAAAGAGUUCUGAGGAGAAUAGAGUCUGGACCAUGGUAGAGGUUGAUAUCUGAUACGGAAUAGUUUAAUUCAAAGUCAGGAUGGUCAUCCACCUUUUAGUCUGGGUGCAUUAAAUUUAAAGGUAGAUGGUCCCAAAACUGACGAAAGAGGUAACUGCUGAAUGGUUCAUGCUCGUUUCAGCCCAAAGUAAAAGAUAACUAAUUGUCAAGUGUGGUCAUGAGGGUGACAUUUCCUUGGAGAUGGUGUCAUCGGCCACAACGAUUAAAUAUAUUGAGAGAAGCUUCUUCUGUACAUUAGUUGAGCAAAUUCAUCUAACAUUGUUGGUAGCACCAAACAUUAAAAAAGGUAUGUUAUCAUGUAUGUGGUUAGAAAUCCCUCACACCAUAGCUUAGCUUCAAAGAAUUUCUUGUAAUUGAAUUAACCUUGUUCCUAUGAACUUUCUUGUGCACGUUUGCACACGCUCUGGGAUUGGGAUCACUCAAUUGCGAAUUCUACAUAUAUCUCUUUCUUGUGAGUUUGGGUUCCUUAUUAUCUUCUCUUUCCCCCACUCUUCUUUGGAGUCUCGGUGUUCAUUAUGAAUAAGAAUGACUGUAACAGGGGUUUCAAAGUAAAAUAGGCCUUUGCAAUAACAUAGAAAUUGAAGAAAUCACUGCCAUGUACAAAUAUACCGUUUUAAAGGCAAGUUCAUGAUAUUUUACAUUCCUUGUAAAAUGCUUUGGAAAUAGGAUUUACAAAUUUUUCAUUGUAA